AUGCUCACGCGGUGGCUGCGCGAACAUCAACGACAAGGCGUGAAGUUUAUGUUCGACUGUCUGAUGGGUCUGAAGGACUUUCAAGGAGAAGGAUGCAUCCUGGCAGACGACAUGGGACUGGGCAAAACCCUUCAGAGCAUUACAAUUCUCUGGACGCUUCUCGAGCAAAACAUCGAGGGCACGCAACCUGCGGUCCGCCGAGCAGUCGUCGUGUGCCCCGCCUCUCUCGUGAACAACUGGGCGGCGGAGAUCCAAAAGUGGCUGCAAGGCCGUUGUGGAUGCACACCUGUGGCUGACAACUGUAAGGACAAGGUCGUCUCCAAGUUCGAGGGCUUCAAGUAUGAUCGGCAGUCUCGGAUUCUAAUUGCGAGCUACGAGACCUUCCGGGUGCACGUCCACCGGCUCGAAGGCGUUCCGAUUGACAUGGUUGUCUGCGACGAGGCGCAUCGUCUGAAGAACGACAAAACGAAGACGUCGUUGGCGAUCAUUGAGCUGCCUGCCAAGAAGCGGCUACUCCUCAGCGGCACGCCCAUUCAGAAUGACCUCGACGAGUUCUUUGCUCUCGUUUCCCUCUGUAAUCCGAAUGUCGUCGGCGAUGCACACACGUUCCGCAAGAGAUACGCCAACCCCAUCCUGAUCGGCCGCGAACCUGACGCAACGGAAGACCAGCAGCAGCUGGCGGCGGCACGGCUCACAGAGCUCUCGUCGCUCACCAACAUGUUCAUUCUUCGCCGAACGAAUUCGCUCCUCGCCAAAGUUCUCCCCCCGAAAGUUGUUCUGAAUGUUUUCUGUCGCCUGACGCCUCUUCAGAAAGAGUUCUACCGUUCCUUCCUCAGCUCCAAGAGCUGCCGGAAGAUCUUCGCGGCGGAGGCGGAAGGCAAGAGCGGGUUCACCGGUCGGGUCCUCUCCAGCAUCCAGGGGCUCAUGAAGCUGUGCAAUCACCCGUCUCUGGUGAAAUCGCAAGCGCAAAUGCUCCAGGGAUUCGAGAAGUGCGAAAAGUACUUCAGCGAACUGGACCUCGAGGGCCAGAAGGCGCGCUCGCGUCUGGUCCGCCCCGAAAUUUCCGGCAAACUGCUGCUUCUCGCCAGGCUACUCGAUGUCAUCAGAACCACCACGAAUGACAAAAUUGUCCUCAUCAGCAAUUAUACGCAGACACUGGAUCUGUUUGAUCGCAUGUGCCGGGACUGUGGCUACCCGGUCAUGCGCCUCGAUGGGCAAACGUCGAUCAAGAAGCGGCACGCGAUGAUCACGAAAUUCAAUGACCCGAUGAAUCCUCAGAGCUUUGUUUUUCUCUUAUCAAGCAAAGCCGGAGGAUGCGGCGUGAAUCUGAUCGGCGCCAACCGCCUCGUGCUCUUCGACCCCGAUUGGAACCCCGCGAACGAUAAGCAGGCGCUUGCGCGCGUGUGGCGGGACGGCCAGAAGAAACCCUGCUACAUCUACCGCUUCUUCAGCACUGGAACGAUUGAAGAGAAAAUCUACCAGCGUCAGAUCUGCAAGGACGGCCUCAGUGCGAUGCUCGUCAGCGACGGAGAAAACCAGAUCAAAGACAGCUUGUCGACCGAGCUGGUUAAAGAUCUGUUUCGCCUGAGAGAAGACACCGUGUCGGACACCCACGACAUGCUCGACUGUGAGAGGUGCGGCUUCGCGUCUCGGCGAGAUGUUGAAAACGAAGGCGAAAACGGGAGACGAGAGGCAAGCACAGAGACGGAACACGAAAUCCGAAACUUCGUCCCCCAGCUUGAGGAGGAUUUCGACGAGGACGAUCUGCUGACGUGGGCGCACCACAGCGACCUCGCGUCGCUUCCCGAUCCGUGCCUGCGGCAGGCGGCAUUCGCCUGUGUCGACGCUCACGGCUCUGGGACAAACGAAGACGAGGAGACUGUCUCUGUGGAGCAGCCGAUUAGUUUCGUCAUGUCGUGUCGAAUCGAGUUCAAAAACGAAGAAAAACCGCAGCCGCCUGCCGCCGGAAAACCGCCCGCCUCGGCGUCCUCGCCUGCCUCGGAGCCUCCGCCAGGCCUCGGCAGCGCUUCGGGUCUUGCUGAGGAGCGGUCGCGGAAGAAGACGAAGCUCGCAGGCACAGACGAGGAAGACGAGGAUUUCGUGGUCUGCGUGCCGGACGAGACGUCCAGCGAAGAAGAGUAA
This is a messenger RNA of Neospora caninum, 2142 nucleotides long. RefSeq lists its product as hypothetical. NCBI's taxonomy places the organism in Eukaryota, Apicomplexa, Conoidasida, Eucoccidiorida, Sarcocystidae. The transcript has 16 exons. The coding region runs from base 1 to 2142 and encodes 713 amino acids. The record is from RefSeq and is a predicted model, not a curated record. Gene Ontology annotation, molecular function: DNA translocase activity; ATP-dependent chromatin remodeler activity; ATP binding. Gene Ontology annotation, cellular component: nucleus. Gene Ontology annotation, biological process: double-strand break repair via synthesis-dependent strand annealing; reciprocal meiotic recombination.